Molecule: messenger RNA, 1075 nt
Organism: Macadamia integrifolia
Lineage: Eukaryota; Viridiplantae; Streptophyta; Magnoliopsida; Proteales; Proteaceae
Product: protein LURP-one-related 12-like
Exons: 2
Coding region: 180-818 (212 amino acids)
Source: RefSeq, a predicted model, not a curated record
GGCGAGAAUUCUUAAGGAGGGGUGUUGUCUUUGCGCGGAUCUCAAGUAUUAAUAACGUCCACAUGUUCCAAACUCUCACUCUCUCUCUUUCUCUCUCACUCUCCUCUAACGUUUCUUCUCCGUCUCCCUCUUCUUCUUCUUCUAUCGCUAAGAGAAUUGAAGAAAAAACGUUAUAAAUCAUGAAAGGCGGAGCUGUAGUGGAGGAUGGUUUCUGCUUCGAGGAAGAGACCCAUUUAACGGUGCUUAAGACCUCUCUGUUCUUCCCCGGCGAUGGUUUCUCCGUCUACGAUGGCAAAGGAGAGGUUCUUUUCCGAGUUGACUCUUACGGUCCCGACGAUCGUCUUCAAGACGAAAUCGUUCUCAUGAACGCCUCCGGCAAAUGCCUCCUCACCGUCCGACGAAAGAGACCGAGUCUUCACCACCGAUGGGAGGGAUUCUUGGGAGAGAGAUGUGAUGGAAUGAAAUCCAUUUUCAGUGUAAGGAGAUCGUCGAUCAUCGGACGGUCGAGUGUGACUGUUGAACUGUACGGGAAUCCCGGUGAAGAGUACCAGAUCGAGGGAUCGUUUUCUCAACGAUGUUGCAGGUUCUACAACACCACUUCGACUAAUGAUAUGAAGGAACCGGUGGCUGAGAUCCGAAGGAAAGUUGACUCGUCAACUCAUGUACUACUUGGGAAAGACGUAUUCUCACUCUCCCUCAAACCUGGUUUCGACGGUGCUUUCGCUAUGGGAUUAGUGCUUGUUCUUGAUAAGAUCAACGGUGAAUACGCUGAGGAUGGAGAUGUGACUGACCCCACUAAGGCUGAUGUACCAUCCUGAUUGGGUUCGUCCUGAGUCCUGACAUCUCUCUUUUGACGACUUAUGGCGAUGAAUGAUAAUUUUAGAUUCCGUAUUUGGUCGGUGUGGCGGAAUCUCUUCACCUAUUGUCCUCUCUUUGUUUUGAAUUUGCCUCUCAAAAUUUCUCUACUUUCUUUUUUUAGUAAUUUUGCUUUUAACUUAUUAUUCACUUUUUUCGAUCAUAUCAUUGUAUCAUAUGAUAUAUAAUUAGAUAACAUAUGUGUUUAGCAGAUUUUGUA